UAUGUCAAGUAUCUGUUUGACACAUUUGAUGUUGCUUGAAAUGCAAGCCGCGUGGUGAAAACGUGAAGAAAAUUUGCUUUAAUUCUUUUUGUGCUUUAUGAUAGUUAUAGAUUUUGGAUCAAUUUGAUAAUGGAUUUGAUCUUAAGUAGUUUUAUCUCCGAUGAAUCAGAACAGGUUAUACCAUGUCGUGCUGAGCAGUCUAUAACAAAUUACAAAAAUGCAGAAAUCUCUAUGAACUUUAGCAAAGUACAAGCUGCUAAUGUUAUUGUAGCGCGUAAACGUGGUAAUAAUGCGAAUGAAAUUAAGAGUUUAUUAGCUAAAGCGAUUGCGAAAAAGUCUUCCAGAGGCAUCCAUCAACCAAUACUUCAACAUUCAAGUAUCGAAGAUUCUAAAGAUAUAGUUUGUGAGCAAAACAAUCAAGAUACCAGUUGCAACAAAUCCUCCAAUGUAAUUGCAGCUGUAAAACCAAUUGUGUUUCUUAAAACAAUACCUACUAAGAUUCAAAAUUCACAAUUUCGUCCAGUCGAAGAAAAGUUGUUCAGUAAUCAUUCAAUUGAAUCGCUCGAUAUUCACUCACAUUCGAAGAAAAAUAUAGCUGAUUUACUGCACUUUAAACAGCUUACUAUGGUGCAAAGCAAAGCAAUACCUUUGUUACUUAAGGGAAAUGAUGCACUUAUUCGUGCCCAAACUGGUUCUGGGAAGACAUUCGCUUAUGCUGUGCCUCUAGUAGAAAACCUGCACGUGAUAAGACCUCAGAUAAGCCGAUCCGAAGGUAUUAAGGCUGUAGUGAUUGUUCCAACACGCGAGCUUGCUAUACAAACCUACGAGUUAAUACAAAAAUUGUUAAAGCCAUUUAAAUGGAUCGUAGCUGGAUACUUAACUGGAGGAGAGAAGCGUAAAACUGAGAAAGCCAGGCUUCGUGCUGGUUUGAAUAUACUCAUCGCAACGCCUGGACGCCUCUGUGACCAUAUUCGUAAUACAGAAUCCCUUAAAUUCACUGAUAUUCGGUGCUUGGUAUUAGAUGAAGCUGAUCGUUUGCUAGAAUUAGGAUACGAGAAAAAUGUGAAGCAAAUAAUCGACGCGAUUCAUAAUGGACAACAAGGCAUUCAAUUCAAUAAGAUACAAACUGUUCUUCUGUCUGCUACAUUAACCGCUUCGGUGAAGGAGCUAGCCGGAUUAACAUUAAACGAUCCCGUAUUUAUUGAAACAAGUGAGGUCUCUCUUUCUCAGACUUCUUCUAGCAAUGAUAUGCCAUAUUGCGUAGAUCAACUUCUUAACAUUACAGAAUAUGUUUCUAUGCCUGAUACAGUGAAACAACGAUAUCUAAUAGUUCCACCUAAAUUGCGUUUUGUAGCAUUAAGCGCAUUAAUUGUGACUGAGCAACGAAAGAAGCCUUCAAAACUACUUGUUUUUAUGGCAACGCAAGAUCUAGUUGAUUUUCAUUACGAUGUUAUGAUCGAGGUGCUCACUUUGCAGAAAUUUGGUACAAACUGCUUAAAUGAAUCUAGUAAUGUUGAGAAGGAUCUUUGCAUUGGAGUUGACAACAAAAAUGAGUCAGGAAAAAAUGCUUUGUUGCCUGGUUUAAAAUUCUACAAACUUCACGGUCGUAUGACACAAAUUGAACGAUGCUCAGUGUUUCAUGCAUUCCGGGAGACAACUGCAGCGGUUCUCAUUUGUACCGAUGUAGCUGCGCGAGGCAUCGACAUUCCUUUAGUUGAUUUAGUUGUACAGUAUCAUGCUCCACAAAUACUAGCUGAUUAUGUACAUCGUGUAGGACGAACAGCGCGAGCAGGCGAAUCAGGCAAAGCGGUACUCUUCAUUGAGCCAUCUGAAAUGGAUUUCAUAAAGUAUCUCUCAAACAAACAUAUCAGAAUUAAAGAACAAUCAGCUACAGGUGUUAUUCGAAAUUUUGGCCGAUUUAUCAAUAGUGAUACAAAAUGCAAUUCCGAAUUAAAAGAGUAUCGAGCAGUUGAGUUUCAACAUCGUUACGAGCAACUUAUAAAUGAAGAAAAUGAGCUGUUUGACGGUGCUAAAAAAGCCUUCACUUCUUGGGUAAGAUAUUACUCAAACUUUCCCAAAGAGCUAAGACAUAUAUUUUAUAUAAAAGCUGUUCACAUGGGUCAUUAUGCAAAAAGUUUGGGUCUUCGCGACGCUCCAAAACAUUUAUUGCAAGGUUAUACAGACCAGAAACACGGAGGCAAAGGUAAUCCUGUUUUUAAACGAAAAGAACAACAUAACAGCAAGCAACUCAACCUCUUACAAGAUAAAAAAAAAUUGUCUGGCAGGAACAAAGAUGAUUUAAGAUCCCUGAAACAUGGACGAUCUUUUGAACGGUCAAUUGGAAUCGGUUCCAGAAAUUUUGUAGAUUCUAUAAAACGAUCGCGUAUGCUCAACACUUCUGAAUUCGAAAGUGGAAUUAGUCCUGCGCGCAAAAAAUUAAAAGCAUUUAAAAACUAAGUGGAAUUAUUGCUACAGUUGAAUACUUCAUGAUUUAAAGAAUGUUGAUUAUAAAAAUAUCAUACUGCAAAUUUUGAUUCAUUCGAUUGUAUUAAACAUAGCUGGCGUGUAUUGUUUGCACUGUUAUAGGUAUCAUGGUCCUAGGGGCUGAGACCCUAGAACUUGAGUGAAACGAUGAUGAUGAGCGACCACGUGUCAUUGUUGGAUCGGAAAUAAAAUAGAAUAUGUUGUAACCAAAUGAA
Anopheles stephensi (Asian malaria mosquito) is the source of this 2699-nucleotide messenger RNA. Its product is annotated as probable ATP-dependent RNA helicase CG8611. The coding region runs from base 130 to 2457 and encodes 775 amino acids. Gene Ontology annotation, cellular component: nucleus. NCBI's taxonomy places the organism in Eukaryota, Metazoa, Arthropoda, Insecta, Diptera, Culicidae. Gene Ontology annotation, biological process: ribosome biogenesis. The record is from RefSeq and is a predicted model, not a curated record. Gene Ontology annotation, molecular function: ATP binding; nucleic acid binding. The transcript has 5 exons.